Messenger RNA from Phragmites australis (common reed), 1730 nucleotides. RefSeq names its product dihydrolipoyllysine-residue acetyltransferase component 4 of pyruvate dehydrogenase complex, chloroplastic-like. Gene Ontology annotation, biological process: pyruvate decarboxylation to acetyl-CoA. NCBI's taxonomy places the organism in Eukaryota, Viridiplantae, Streptophyta, Magnoliopsida, Poales, Poaceae. The record is from RefSeq and is a predicted model, not a curated record. The transcript is spliced from 6 exons. Gene Ontology annotation, cellular component: pyruvate dehydrogenase complex; chloroplast thylakoid; chloroplast envelope. Gene Ontology annotation, molecular function: dihydrolipoyllysine-residue acetyltransferase activity. The coding region runs from base 148 to 1512 and encodes 454 amino acids.
AUGGCAGUGGGUUGGCCGCCUUAACGCUCUGGUUCGCCUCCCCACCUCGUGCCGCCGCCGCGCUCGCCGGAUUCCCGCUCGCGUCCUCCUCGCCCCUCGUGAUUCCUGAGAGGUGGUUUGUUUCGGUGACCAAUCCACCCGUGGGUCAUGGCGUCUCUGGUUUCUCCCUCGCUCUCCCUACCCACCGUCCAGGGGCGCUCGCGCCUUGCGGCAGCGCCGCGCCGGCGAUGGAGGAUGUUGGUGGUGCGCGCGAAGGUGCGGGAGAUAUUCAUGCCGGCGCUGAGCUCGACGAUGACGGAGGGGAAGAUCGUUUCCUGGACGGCCGCCGAGGGCGACCGCGUCGCGAAGGGCGACCCCGUGGUGGUCGUCGAGUCCGACAAGGCCGACAUGGACGUGGAGACCUUCCACGACGGCAUCGUCGCCGCCGUCCUCGUACCGGCCGGCGGUACCGCCCCCGUCGGCGCACCCAUCGCCCUUCUCGCCGAGUCCGAGGAGGAGGUCGCGCUGGCGCUGGCGCGCGCCCAGGCCCUCUCCCAAAGCCAGGGUCAAGAACCCCCUCCUCCCCAUGCCGCCGCCGCCGCGGAGGCGCCACCUGCUCCAGCGCCAGUGGCGGCUCCGACCAAGGGCAUCGCGACGCCUUACGCCAAGAAGCUCGCGAAGCAGCACAGGGUGGACAUCGCCGGGGUUGUCGGCACCGGGACACACGGCCGCGUCACGGCGGCUGACGUUGAGGCAGCUGCUGGCUUCAAGCCGAAGCCAAAGGUUGCUCCACCUCCACCCCCUGCCUCUGUUGGUUCCGCGCCUCCGGUGGCUGCGGGUGCAGUGCUUCCACCAGUGCCCGGUGGUGCGGUGGUGCCGUUGACGACAAUGCAGACGGCGGUGAGCAGGAACAUGGUGGAGAGCUUGUCAGUGCCAACGUUCCGGGUCGGAUACUCCAUGAUCACUGAUAAGCUCGACGCACUCUAUGAAAAGGUUAAGUCGAAGGGGGUCACAAAGACAGUGUUGCUGGUGAAGGCGGCGGCUAUGGCACUCAUCCAGCACCCUGUUGUGUACGCCAGCUGCAGGGAUGGGAAGAGCUUCAGUUAUAACAGUAAUAUCAACAUUGCAGUGGCCGUUGCAAUCGAAGGUGGCCUUCUUACGCCAGUCUUGGAGGAUGCGGAUAAGUUGGAUAUAUAUCUGCUUGCGCAAAAGUGGAGAGGGCUGCUCAAGAAGGCACGCACGAAGCAGCUACAACCAACUGAAUACAGCUCAGGGACGUUUACACUGUCCAAUUUGGGUAUGUUCGGGGUGGAUAAAUUCGAUGCUAUCCUUCCACCUGGUCAGGGGGCUAUCAUGGCUGUUGGAGCUUCGCGACCUACUGUGGUGGCUGACAAGGAUGGUUUCUUUGGUAUCAAGAACGAAAUGCUGGUGAAUGUUACUGCUGAUCACAGGAUUAUCUAUGGUGUUGAUUUGGCAGCAUUCCUGCAAACGUUUGCAAAGAUUGUUGAGGAUCCUGAUAGCCUCACAUUGUAAGGAAAAGUUCCUUACAUGUCUGUGAUUUGUUUUGAUUCCCAAUUGGGAGACAGUAGCAAUAAAUAAUAAUGCUAUGGAGAGUUUGUAAAGGGCAUUUAAGUAGACUAAUGAGUUUCUCUCAAUGUUAUUUCCACAAAGAAAACUUUGUUUAUAGUUUAUACAAACCUUAAAACACGGGCCUGCUUGUUAUCUAUACCAUGUUUCUUUUCCUGGAUGUA